Molecule: messenger RNA, 3694 nt
Organism: Leucoraja erinaceus (little skate)
Lineage: Eukaryota; Metazoa; Chordata; Chondrichthyes; Rajiformes; Rajidae
Gene: slc35e1
Product: solute carrier family 35 member E1
Exons: 6
Coding region: 298-1455 (385 amino acids)
Cellular component (GO): Golgi apparatus
Molecular function (GO): antiporter activity
Source: RefSeq, a predicted model, not a curated record
GGAGAAUCGAAGGUUACACAAAAAAGCUGGAGAAACUCAGCGGGUGCAACAGCAUCUAUGGAGCGAAGGAAAUAGGCAGACGCCAUCUAGCCUUCUACAAGUUUCCACUUCUCAGCAAAGAUCAUAUUGCUCUAAUAUCUUUGCUUCACUGGUCAGAGACCAGAGGUUUCCAGGAAGGCGGGGGGUGGGGAUAGUGAUUCCCAGGCAUCCCCGCCUCCUCCACGCCCCGCGGUGGCGCUCUAUAAUCUUUGGUGGCGCUGACGUGCUGACGCGGCGGCGGUGGCGGCGCGGGGCAACAUGGCGGAGCGGCAGCGGGUGAUGCUGCGGGACGGGGUGCGGAUAUUCACCCUCUGCCUGUGCUGGUACACGGUCAGCUCCGGCGGGAAUGUCAUCAACAAGAUGAUCCUGAACAGUUUUCCGUAUCCGGUCACCGUGUCUCUGUUCCACAUCCUCUCAAUCUGCGCCUUCAUGCCGCCGCUGAUCCGCGCCUGGAACAUCCCGCCGGCGGCCGAGCUGCCGCCGCGCUACUUCCUCCGCCUGGUGCUGCCGCUCGCCUUCGGCAAAUACUUCGCCUCGGUGACGGCCCACAUCAGCAUCUGGAAAGUACCCGUGUCGUACGCGCACACAGUUAAGGCCACCAUGCCUAUUUGGGUGGUGUUACUGUCUCGUAUCAUCAUGAAGGAGAAGCAAACUAUGAAGGUCUACAUGUCACUGGUCCCUAUCAUAUCGGGAGUUUUCUUGGCAACAGUGACUGAACUCUCCUUUGACAUUUGGGGACUAAUUAGUGCACUUGCUGCCACCCUCUGCUUCUCUCUUCAGAACAUCUUCUCCAAGAAGGUGCUGAGGGAUACAAGGAUGCAUCACCUCCGACUACUCUAUAUCCUUGGAUGUUAUGCUGUCAUCUUUAUGGUUCCAACUUGGAUCCUUGUUGAUCUCUCUUCAUUUUUUAUUAACAGCUCGGUAACAGAUACCUCGCACUGGCACUGGACCCUUAUAUUGCUGAUCAUCAGUGGUUUCUGUAACUUUGCUCAGAACAUGGUUGCCUUCAGUAUCCUGAACCUCAUCAGCCCGCUGAGCUACUCUGUGGCCAAUGCUACCAAGAGGAUCAUGGUGAUCACUGUGUCCCUCCUAAUGCUGCAAAACCCAGUCACGAGUACCAACAUUAUGGGGAUGAUGACUGCUAUUGUCGGAGUGUUUGCCUAUAAUAAGGCUAAAUAUGAUGCCAAUCAAGAGGCCAAGAGGAAGUUGCUCCCAGUAUCUUCAGGGGAUCUUGUUUCCCUUAAUCGACAUCAAGAACUGUCUGCUGAGCAGAAGGUGCUGCUGAAUGGGACUGCACUGUAUCCUCAGCACACUGAAUACCAGUACGGACGGACUGGCCUGCUGGCAGAACAGUCACAGUACAAUCGGCAGACCAGCAUUGGAACCACCUUUGUGUCCAAUCGAUUUGAUGUCUAGACUUAUGAACAGAAACAUCCGUUAACUUAUUCUGUGCACUAACGGAAACUCUGUCAACUGAUAGAUUUUAUCAAGAGACCUCACCCGAGGUACUAUCAUUUUAAUUUUCUGGUAAUGGAGGGAACUCUGUAAUUUGGACUGGAUGACGAUCUGUUUUACAUUCUGUGUUAUGUCACUGUUUAUCUAGCAUUCACUCUGCUUAGCAUUUGUGGUGAUAGAGUGUGGGAUGGUAGACAAAUAUCAAGUGAUUACUUCAAAGUGAGCAGGGUUCUGCUUCGGUCAAGUCCCGCCACAACGCCCAUUUCUUAGAGGUUGAUUGAGUACAUGAAAGAUUUAUAAUCCUGCUCUUCCAACCCGAUACAUCCCUUUGUUGUCUCUGAGUUGUGUUUCAGUUACAAUGCACUUGACCAAAUCAUCACAAAUAUUAGUGUAGCAUCUUAUUCAAUGAUACAGUUUCUCACUUUUGGGGUGACUACUUAUUUGUCAAUCAUAUUCUCUUUAUAUGGGUAUAAAGAGAGUAUGAUUGACAAAUCGGUGGUAAUAUUCUGUUGAUAUAUAUAUAUUUAACUAUCAGUGAUUGGUGAAUUGGAAAGUAUUGAUCAAUUGGUUGCUGUAAAUGCCAUGCUGUAUGUAAAUAUGUGCGUGUUGGCAGAAGCGAGGUUUUGACAUCCUGAUGUUGAGGUUUACCUCUGUCCUGCAUGGCACUUAAUUAUCCAGGCUGUCGUCUUUAACUAUAGACUUCCUGGUAAUCUGAUUUGAUAGUCCUUACAGUAUGGAUGAUUUUGAUCCUUAUCGUAUCAGAACUAGAUCUUAAUAAUCCACUUUCACAUCCCAAAUUUCUGCUAGCAACUUAAAUAAACAAACACACAUGGUGAUCAAACUGCAGAUCACAUACUGAGCCAUAUUACUACAAUCAAAUCACAACAGGUUAACGAACCUCAGAUCCAGGAAAUCAUGGGCUCUAGCCUACUCCAGAAAAUUGAGAAGAGAAUCUGAGCUGCAUUUGGCUACAAUACAGAGCUCAAGAACAUAGAAGUCCUUUUUUUGCAAGACCUUGUAAUUUUGAUUGCUGAAUGUGAAGAGACCAAGGGAGUUGUCCGUUAUGUCAACUAAAGUUACCUGAAACAGACUUUUGUAUCAACUAUCUGAAGGUUGUUUGUGGGACCUUUGUGCAAGUUGAUUAUUGUGAUUCAUGCAUUUUAACAGUAAUACGUUUCAUAAGUGAUUGUGUGAAAAGUUUUUUGGGGGUUUUGAAAUGGUACAAGGCACUGGAUGAAUGUGGGUCUUUUCUAUAUUCAGGCAGUCCCGAAUAUUGUAAUAUUUAAAACUAGACUAGUGUUGAAAGUGUUUACUUGUGCGUGUCAAAUAGUGAGAUGUCAGUCUACAAUUGCAACUGGAAGCAGGUGUCCAUAAAAGGAUAAGUGUGCAAGCUCCAGGAUGGGAACAAAUUUCUUUAAAAUGAUGAAAACUGAGGGGAAAUUUAAGUUACUAGAAAACACAGCAACUUGAAGAAGAAAGAUGAGCACUAUUUUCAGUUUCUAUCUUCUUGUGAAUGGUGUACAUUCUGCUGUUUAUCUAUAGAUGCAGACCUACUCACUGUGUUUCCAGCAGUCCCUUGUUUUAAGCCUGUUCUGUGCCAUUCGUAUCCUCUCAAGAAUCUAGAUUUUACACAUGUGCAACCAAGGAACGAUUCUAAUAUUGAUAGUCACAUAUUCCAAAUAUUCUUUCAUUCUGUUUUGCUUUUUUGUAUAGCAGAAUUAUUGCUUAGCUGCAGUCAUAAAGGAAAUUGGCUGCAAAUCCUUUGAUAACAAAUAUGUCUCAGCUGACUAAGUUGUUGACCUUGGGUUGACUUGUCACUCAUUAGUGACCGAAAAAGAGACAUAAAUGCUUUAACAGGUGAUCAAUGGUCAUACCAGUGUUAUUACUAAAUAAAAGGGAAGUGUUUUCUAUACGUGCUCAUCAUACAGUCCUCUUGUGCGUGUUUCUUCUUCUAUAGUUUGUAUGUGCUUUAUAUUUGAGAGGCUUCUCUUUUCAUUCUGCCUUGCUUUAUGUCAUUAUUCAAUUCAAUUUAUUUGUUAUUCUUUUUCUUCCGUACUGUUACAACCUUUCGCUGUCAGUAAUUAUAUUUUUCCUGAAGAAGGGUCCCAACCUGAAAUGCCGUCUGUCCAUUUCCCUUCACAGAUGCCUGACCUGCUGAGUUCCUCCAGCAUUUUGUGUUUUGCAUUAAAAUUUUCUCUCU